Molecule: messenger RNA, 3025 nt
Organism: Cololabis saira (Pacific saury)
Lineage: Eukaryota; Metazoa; Chordata; Actinopteri; Beloniformes; Belonidae
Gene: pmp22b
Product: peripheral myelin protein 22b
Exons: 5
Coding region: 185-658 (157 amino acids)
Cellular component (GO): plasma membrane
Source: RefSeq, a predicted model, not a curated record
UGAGACAUUUAUAACACAACGUCAGCCCUGGCAUCAAUCUAGUCUGGAAGCGACAGUUUGGGACGGAGGACUACCGCUGUUGGACUCUCUUUUUGGUUAAACUUGCUUUCGGCUUCUCCUGACACCGAUCUGCCCCUUUAUUUUGCCGGAGUACAAGCGACAAGCUUGAAAUUAUCUGAGAAAGAUGCUGCUCCUACUACUGGGAAUCAUCCUGCUGCACCUUGCUGCUCUGGUCCUCCUGUUUGUGUCAACAAUUGUCAGCGUAUGGACAACAGGAGAAACUGGUACCUCAGACCUCUGGUUCAACUGUUCUACCACCAAUGGAGGAUACAGCUGUAACCCAGCAUCAGCCGGAGAGUGGAUUCAGGCUGUCCAGGGUCUCAUGAUCCUCUCCAUUAUCUUCAGCUGCCUGUCUCUCUUCCUCUUCUUCUGCCAGCUCUUCACUUUGCAGAAGGGCGGGCGCUUUUUCCUCACCGGAACCUUCCAGAUCCUUGCCAGUUUGUUCGUCAUGAGCGCCGCCAUCAUCUACACCGUCAUGAGUCCGGAAUGGGUGCCGGAGAAAGACACCUUCGGCUACUCCUACAUCCUGGCAUGGGUGGCCCUCCCCCUGGCGCUCACCAGCGGACUCAUCUACGUCGUCUUAAGGAAGCGAGAAUGAGACAUUGUCCGGUGUUCCCAGUGACGCCCCCCUCCCCCUCUAUCUGCAAGUGUUACUAGUCCCCCUCCGACGUUGUGAAGCCCGAGUACUGGUGCCACCCCAAGGGGGAGUAAUACCAAAAACCUACAUGAAAACACCAAUACUGUCUCAGUUUAAAGAUGUAUAUAGUAUCUAUGGUUUAAAACCUAUUUAUAACACUUUUUACAUAUAUGUACAUAGUUUUUGUGUUGCUGUCAGUGGAUACUACAAGCUUUAUUUGAGCUGAUAAAAGUGCCUCAGUCUUUGUUGGUAAUGAUGAAAUAAUUAUUUACUAUUUUGUUGUGGGAUUUUUUUAAACAUUUUUUUUUCUCCUUUCUGUUUUAGUAAUUGCCAAAUUAGUAAAGAAUUAGUAAAAAAAGGGAGGGAAAAAAAGUUUCUUGCAGUAUAUUAACUAAAGUGCAUGUAUAGGCGUAGAAGGAUUGAGCAGACUUUUCUUGAUCGGCUUGCUUUACAAAUGGAGUGGUAACAUCCGUAGCAGAGCCAUUCAAUCUAGAUUUGGUCAUUUUCUAUUUGUGAAUUUGCAAGCUCAAGUGUUUUUAUUUUCGGUAUUUUUCUAUAUCUUAUUUUUAACAAAAGAUGGUGCUAUAUAUAUUUAUCAUUCCUUUUAGUGAUAGCGAUCAUUUACAGCAGAGUUACUUUAUUUAGAGUCAGCUUGACAUGUUUUUAAAGAAUCAGACAAAGGAACAGCUUCUUUAGGGAACACAGCUUUAUUCACUCUGCAGUGUUGGUUUCUUCUUUUUCUUCAGCCACUGUAAGCAGGGAAUAACUAAGGUGGAGGCGGUGCAUUGAUGACAUCAAAGUUGUUUGUAAUGUCAGUAUUAUUCUGCAAGUUUUCCAAGAGUUGGAUCAAAGAGGAAAAUGUUUAAAUGAGCUUUAUUUUCAUUCUAGUUCUCUAAUCUAGUUGCCUGAAUUUUCCAUGUUUGUGUUCACCUCUGUUGAAGUCUCAAGAAGCCAAAUUGCCUUUUUAGUGAAUCAUUUUAGAGGAAAUAGCACUGUGGGGCAUUAUAGCCAAAGGAAAACAAGUAUAUUUAACGAUUCUAUUACUAAAUGCCACCAAGCUGAAGCCAUAUGAGAAAUUAGUAGAUGUUAGGACGACAUAUUUAGUAUUAACUCUAAAAAAAAAAAAAAGGACAGAGAGGUUUGCAGUGACGAUGCAAAUGUGUUUCGCAUACUUGAAGUUUGACAUUCAGUCUCUGCCCACUGACGUCAAGAUGUUUUCUCUUCCUACUCUACUGUAUAAAACACUGUUUUAAUGUUGUGAAUAACAGCUCUUUAUGACACUCUAUCCUAAAACACCCACUAAAUAAAACCACAUAAUCCAAUACUGUGUAUUCCACUGUUACAAGGGACUGGUUUCGCGCUAACACUUGCGAAGCUACAAGUUGCAUAUUGCAGAUGUCGUUUUUAAAGCCGUUAAAUACCUGUCUGAGCUGCAAAAGCAUGGUGUAGAAAGGUUUGGGAAUAGACUCCGAAAUGAAAGCCAGUUCUGAACCAUCUGUGGCGAUGAAUCUGUAACUGACAGCAGACGCAUGUUCAGGAGACGGAUCACACAUGUCAGAGCUGAAACGCAGCCGGGUCCAUUCCUGCGUACACUUAGAUCUGCCUUUACAGUAUGUGUUGGUCGUUGGUGGACGACUGGCCUUGUGCAUGGGGUUGCAAAUUCUGCAUGUGACUCGCGUCGCCCGUAGCGGGCCAAAAGCACGGCCGGCCACGCCAGUCAUCCAAGACAUGCGGCUCAUGUUUCAGAGUCAUCACUCUCUCAUGACAUCACAUACAUGAGGACUUGUUUAGACACCAUAAAACAGCAUCUGUCCUCUGCUUGACAUCUACUGGGAGAUUCUCUCCUCCUCCAAAACGGAGCUGUGUUGAGGUUUAUGGAAGCGUUUCAGUCAGAGCUUGUCCGCUGUGGUUUCCAGCUGGUUAUUGGGUUCAGUUAGAAGAGAAUGCCUCUAAUGACAACUGCCCUCAUUACUGUCCUUUGUAAAGCCUUUCAUUGUCAACACUAUGUUUACACCUAAAGCUCCAAAUGUUCUUCUUACAAAAGCUACUUUGAGUUUAAUCAUUAAAGGAUGUUUCUUACCACAAAUACUGAGCUUAUUGCGUCUUUCGUGUUAACUACAGUCAUGUGAUGAAUGAAAUGCACUCUUAUUAUAGUCAAAGGUUUUACAUAUAAGGGUAUAAUAGGAGAUCAUGUGAUGUUGUCUAGGUAUGAAUACAACUGCACAUGAUCACAAACCCAAUAUAAACCAUUUACUGCUUAUCAAGUACUCUUGAUCAACUGAACAUCUGCAAGUGUGAGUGCCUCAAUAAAGGCAAAUGUUUUGGCUC